Messenger RNA from Corylus avellana, 1754 nucleotides. RefSeq lists its product as uncharacterized. Lineage: Eukaryota; Viridiplantae; Streptophyta; Magnoliopsida; Fagales; Betulaceae. The record is from RefSeq and is a predicted model, not a curated record.
UUUGUUCUUUUAAUUCUCUAGUUAAAUUUUUAUUUUUGCUUGAUGAGGAAUUUGAAACUGAUUUCUCCAAUUUGUGUUUAAGAAUUACUUGCAUACACGUUGAAUUAAAUCUACUCAUGAAUAAAUUCCAUCAAAAGGAUUUCUUUUUCAAUUAUUGAUCCAAUCAAUGACCCUAAAGAGCAUAUCUUUGAGGUCAGAUGAUCCAAUAAGGGGCAUUUUAUAAUUGGAGUUCGUGGUGGAAUUCAAUGAUUGAUAUAUUCCCCAACAAGCUAAUUGACCAAUAAUAUAAAUGAAUAAAUGUGUUGUUAUUUUCAGCCGUUUACACAAUAUUCUUUCUUGUUUGUAAAUGAUAUUCCCAGGCUGUGAAAACUCUUGCGAAAAAUCCCAUGUUUGCCAAGGAUCCAAGACAACUUCAGUUUGAAGCAGACGUAAAUCGGUUGUUUCUUUAUACCAGACUUAAACGUCCAGCUACAAUCGUUUGGGAAGGAAUGCUGAAGAGGCAGAUGCAGAGGAGAUUAUUAAUAUGGCUAAUAAAGCCUCUGUUGCUGAUCAACAGAAGCAAGUCCAAGAAAACAUCCAUUCUCAAAUUAAAGGUUUUUGCAUGUCUAUGGAUGAAAUUCUUCUUCCUGAUAUUGAGAACAUAGAUGAGGCACUCAAAUUACCUCCACCAUCAGAUGCUGCUUCUCGUCGUAGUGGCCUUAGUUUUGCUGUUGGCAGGAACGACCAACCUACUAACCAUCCUGUUGUACCUGAAACAAGACCAUUAAAACGAGCUGAACUCUCCGAGAGAUUAAAGGACCUCACUGGCUACAAGCUUGAUAUCAAACCAUCUCAAAUACAACACCAGGAAGCCGGCCUAGGUUUAUUUUUAGAUGGCGAAGCUGAUGUGGGUGAAGUGGUAGCCUUUUACCCUGGUGUAAUAUACUCCCCAGCUUACUACCGUUACAUUCCCGGAUACCCAAGAGUCGAUGCACAGAAUCCAUAUCUGAUCACAAGGUAUGAUGCAAGUGUGAUCAAUGCCCAAACCUGGGGUUUUGGAGGCGAAACCCGUGAAGUUUGGGAUGGCCGAAGCAUGGCAGAAUUCAAGCCUGAUAUUAAAGGUGUUGAGAAAGGUUCAGAGCGAUUCUGGAAACUGCUCAAUAGUCCUUUGGAAGGCACGCAGGUGGGAACGAGGGGCGGCGAUGUGUUGGAGCGAAGAAACCCAUUAGCUCUUGCUCAUUUUGCUAACCACCCGGCAAAGGGUAUGGUCCCAAAUGUCAUGAUUUGCCCUUAUGAUUUCCCAUUGACCGAGAAGGACAUGAGAGUCUAUAUUCCAAAUAUAUUGUUUGGAAAUGCUGAAGAAGUAAAGAUGAAAAGAUUUGGCAGCUUUUGGUUCAAAUUAGGGGGUUCAGGAAAUGGUGGAUCAGAUUCCCCAGUUCUGAAGACUCUUGUUCUGGUGGCAACAAGGGCACUUUGUAAUGAAGAACUUCUCCUAAACUACAGGUUGAGCAACUCAAAACGACGGCCAGCGUGGUAUACUCCCGUGGACGAAGAGGAGGAUCGAAGAAGAUGGAGCUAAGGUUGGCCUUAAGCCCUAACUGCAUUGGAUUCCUUCUUAACCUGGGUGUACUUUUUUCAUGGUUAUUGUACUGUUCACUUCAAUUGAUUUGCAGUUGCAAUUGCAAACCUCUCGGCAUUUUUGAUAUUCACUUUCUCUAUUUUCACUAUUCUCAAAAAAGAGAGAGAAUAAGAUUUUUUUUCUAUUAUUAAUUUAA